Prorocentrum cordatum is the source of this 342-nucleotide messenger RNA. Lineage: Eukaryota; Dinophyceae; Prorocentrales; Prorocentraceae. The record is from the annotation of a GenBank genome assembly.
AUGGCCAGACUGGACAGCUACACCUCAGCAUCGCUGCUGCCAUGGUGCAGCAGCUACUGGCUGCGACACAUGGCGCGCGCAAGCCAUGCGCAGCACUGUGGGCUAAGCCUGCGGCGCGAUCUGGGCAAUCGGCCAGAAGGCUCCUGCCGGCUCCUCACACAAGACGCGUGUUUGUUGAUUGGGCUGCUCGCUUCAACGCUGCAGGGGCCUGUGGAGGAGGAGAGAAGAGGGAAGGAGGCACAGAGGGGAAGGCAGACGAGAGGGGGUCUCGAGGCUCGUGCGCAGGACGGUGAUGCCGCGGAGCAUCGGCUGCUGCGGCCGCGCCCCGGCGAGCCCCGAUGA